GGGGGUUUCCUUGUCUUUGACUGGAGACCGACCAGCAGAGAGGCGGACGAUAACAGCAUCCUUUGCUGUUAUUCAGCCAUCACACAUCUCGAUGAACUGCUCGCAGAGAAACCGCUGAUCGUGCCUCCUGCUUUUUGCAGGGCAGAGAUACCGAUCAGUGUCUCAAAGACUGCAUCUCUUUUUCUUAUGAAAUUAUUUUUUCAUAGACUUUUUUUUAUUUCAAGGUCUCUGCAUCUCUUUCCACCAUGGUGCUAGGAAAGAUGAAGAGCUUCACAGUGAGCUACAACUGUCUCAAUGACAGCAACGUCCCCGUGUUCUCCAGCGGGGACUGCGUCUCAGGGAGGGUGGUCAUCGAAGUCACCGGAGAAAUCCGCGUGAAAUCUCUGAAAAUCCACGCAAAGGGAUUUGCGAAAGUUCGUUGGACUGAAUCUAGAAAUGCUGGAUCCAACACUGCCUACACGCAAAACUACACAGAAGAAGUGGAAUAUCUAAAUCACAAAGAUAUCUUAAUUGGGCACGAGAGAGACGAUGACAACUCUGAGGAAGGACUCACCACUAUCCAUUCAGGAAGAUAUGAGUAUGCAUUCAGCCUCGAGCUUCCACAGACACCUCUGGCUACCUCUUUCGAAGGAAAGCAUGGCAGUGUGCGCUACUGGGUAAAGGCCGAACUCCACAGGCCGUGGCUCCUGCCCAUGAAGACCAAGAAGGAAUUCACAGUCUUUGAGCACAUUGACAUCAACACUCCAUUAUUGCUGUCACCACAGGCCGGCACGAAAGACAAGACUCUCUGCUGCUGGUUCUGCACCUCAGGUCCUAUUUCCCUAAGUGCCAAAAUAGAAAGGAAGGGAUACACCCCAGGAGAGUCGAUCCAGAUCUUCGCCGAGAUCGAGAACUGCUCGUCCCGCAUGGUGGUGCCGAAGGCGGCCAUCUACCAGACCCAGACCUUCUACGCCAAAGGGAAGAUGAAGGAGGUCAAACAGCUGGUGGCCAACCUGCGGGGCGAGUCUCUGUCCUCUGGCAAAACUGAGACGUGGAACGGGAAGAUGCUGAAGAUCCCACCCGUCUCGCCCUCCAUCCUGGACUGCAGCAUUAUCAGAGUGGAGUACUCCCUGAUGGUUUACGUGGACAUACCCGGGGCGAUCAACCUGUCCCUGAACCUGCCCCUGGUCAUCGGGACAAUCCCUCUCCACCCCUUUGGCUCCCGCACCUCCAGUGUCAGCAGCCAGUGCAGCAUGAGCUGGCUGGGCAUGGGUCUGCCCGAGAGGCCUGAAGCUCCUCCAAGCUAUGCAGAAAUUGCGACGGAAGAGCAGAGGCAGAGCAGUCUGGAUGUCCCCGCAGCCCGCGAGGAGCUGGACGGGCCUCUCUUCGCCUACAUUCACGAGUUCCGCUUCCAGCCUCCUCCUCUGUACUCUGAGAUCGAUCCUAACCCGGAUCACGCGGGCCGUACGGAGCAGCGCCGGCUUGACGCCUGUCCGUCACGCUGAAGGGUUUUCCUGAAAGUCCCCAGACCGACUCUGGGAUCUCUAAAGAAAACUGCUUGCAAGGCUCAGCUUUGUUUAUUCUUCUCCAACAACAAGGUUCACACAAUGCUGUUGACAUCAAGAGAAAUACAAAGUAUCCGACCAACCAACAACGACUUGGACAAAUACCUACAGUUGCGUUGGGUUGGACUAAUCUGUUCCUGCCUUCCCUCAGCGAGAGAAACGGGAUCCACUAGUUUGGGGCUUCGCUUCCCUUCCUGUGUCAGCCUGCUGAGGGUGGGAGGCACACAGAUGAACACAUACUCAGUCUGUAUGACCCCCCCCCCCCUCCCUCCCUCCCCCCCGCUGGUAGCGAGAGCCCUGGUGAUAGUGAUUGACAAUGAAGAAUCAGUAAGGCUUGGCCUCCCGAGCUUCUCUUUAACUCUUGAUUCUUCUGUACUCGUGGCACAUACGGACGCGGCUCCUCACACGGGAGGACCGAUCGCGUCCCGGCUUCAGCAGAAUCGGCUCGAGAAACCUCGACAAAAAGAGAAAACUAAUGUUCUAAGCACCACAGUCUGUACGAACGAAAGCGUUCGGCAGUCGGCGACAGAGCAAAGACGAGGUCCUCCUGCCUCGUUUCUGAUUUUUUAGUUUUGCACACUUUAUUCUUUACUUGAUAUGUGUUGCUCUUUUGAAUGAGAAAUGAAGAAGAAAAAAAAAUAGGAUGCGCCAGACUACGAAUAUGAGACUGCAGGCUUAACUUUCAAGACUUUCAACUGCAUAAGUUUGAGCAACGCUGAGAACAGGAUUUGAUUUUGGGGAAAAAAAAGAUUGACAAGGACAAGAACACUGCACUGAAUUUGGAAAAGCUUUUUUUCUUUUUCUCCUCGUGACAUUUCCUCAGUGACUUAAAAUAACUAUACUGGACUUCUGCAGCACACUAUCUCCAUCUUAAAGCUCUUAAGAUGUGGCCUCCUCAGCUUUAGUUCUGUUGUUCUGUUUUGUAUUUAGAUCCAAUUAUAGAAUAGCCUUUAACCUUUUCUUGUUUUCAGGUUGCUCUGGAUUUGGACUAGGAGGGUUGCAGACCUUCAUUUGCCGCUCAAAUUGUAGCUAAUGAGCAAAGCGUGUGUGUCUGUGCGUGUGCGUGUGCGUGGAACAGAGAGGGUGAUACAUUAUGGAGGGACUCGCCCCACCCUUGUUACCUGCAGCCCCUCUACUCCCAAUCUCAGGGCAAGCCAGGCUUGCAAAACUGCCCAAAAAGCACUGUCUCAGGUGGUCGUCUCACUUGCCAAACAGUCAGGGGGGGGGGAAAAGAUCAUUUUAGUUUUAAAUUGCACUGGGUUUUUUUAGUACCGAAACAAGAGAAUAGACCUGAAGCAAGGCAGCUUUCUGAGAUUAACCACAUUCCCGUUUUGUCCUACUGCACUUGCCCAGUUCAUCCAACCAACAGUUAGAUUUGACCAGACCAGUGAAACCAGAACGCUAAAAAAAGAUGGAAAAAGAGGAGUGCUCCUGCAAUAAAGGAGCCAACCCAGCACAAAUGAAAAGCUGGGGAUGUUGCUAAACCUCUGUGCAGACUGCUCAGAACAAGUAGUAGUAGGUUGACAUGAGUAAUACAUUGGUUUUCUAACUCAUUCAACACAAUAGGCCAGCUGUAACAGAGGUUUGACAUCGUCAAGAGGAGGGAAAAAAGAAAAGCAGCACUUUUUUUAAUAAGAAAAUGAUCAUUCAGAAAAAGCGUUUGAUGGAGACGGACUGGCGAAAAACAUUUGGUACGAACGAUGUUAUUCUAGCAGUGUUGUGUAGGACAUUGACGCAUUAUUUUACUUUUUAAGAUUAGUGACUUCUUUUCUAAAGUUUACAUUUUUAAACGUAGCUGACACAAGUGUGUGUUUGUGCACGCUCUAAUUGAGAUCCAGCUGGCGACUAAAUAUACUGCUUCUGACAGAAAUCAACAGAUUAUUAAGGUGAUCUUAUCUUAGUGGCCUUGACACAGAAAAGACCUGAUCAUGAGUCUUCAUUUUUCAGUGUCUAUGUUAACUCUUGUUCUCUUUUGAUUAUGUUUGUCUGUAUGUGUUAGACCUUUCCAUGUUUAUUCAAAAGGACAAAAAGGGAAGAGGAAAAGAAGUCCUUUUUUUUUUAAAGAAGUAAAUGUUUAAGAAAAUGACAUCCUGGAUAAGCGUCUCAAUUGGGCUCUUUUCUGAAGCUGAUGAGGGUUGACUAUUUUUAUUUUUCUCUCCAUGUUCUGGGCAUUAUACAGUUUGCUUCCUAGUUUAACAGCAACCUCCCUGACCGGUCUGAUCCCCUUCAGGCCUGGGGAGGGGGGCAGCUGUUGAUCAGCACCCUUCCCCCCCUCUAAAACACUUGGGUAACACGGGGUAGCAGACAUGCCGCUUCGUCCUCUAUCCUAAUAUAUUUUUUGCAGUUCUUUGUUUGGAUUUUAUUUUUGGGAAAUUGAAUCAAGCUACUCAAUAAGCUGACAUAUUUGUUUCAGGUUGGUCAAUUCCAUAGUCCAUUUGCUCGGGCCGCAGCAGUCCAGUGUCAAAACUAAGCUAAACUCCUGACUUAAUAAAGGCAGGAACUGAAAUGUUCAGAUAAAGAACCUGGGAAAUGGGAUCUGAGACAUUUUAGAAACAAAGUGCAAUAUCACUCACUGAAUUUUCUUUAUUCUCCAUUUGUAUGUUUUGUUUUUAUGCUUUUUAUUUUAUUUUUUGUCUGUCAAUCAUCAAAAUGUAUAGAUAUUCUAUGAAUAUACUAUGUUCUGAAUGGUUUAACCUUAUGUCUAGUUCUUCCUUUUGAUUUGAAUAAACAUUUUGUUCAAAAAUUACAA
Pseudoliparis swirei is the source of this 4293-nucleotide messenger RNA. RefSeq names its product arrestin domain containing 3a (gene arrdc3a). Gene Ontology annotation, biological process: protein transport. NCBI's taxonomy places the organism in Eukaryota, Metazoa, Chordata, Actinopteri, Perciformes, Liparidae. Gene Ontology annotation, cellular component: cytoplasm. The coding region runs from base 246 to 1484 and encodes 412 amino acids. The record is from RefSeq and is a predicted model, not a curated record. The transcript is spliced from 8 exons.